GACAACGCAAACCAUUGUGUGUGAGAGACAGCGACAAAAAGGUAACAACAAAGGAGACCAUGGCAAAGAAGGUGGCAGUGAUUGGAGCUGGUGUCAGUGGACUGAUCUCUCUGAAGUGCUGUGUGGAUGAGGGACUCGAGCCCACCUGCUUUGAGAGGACCGAAGAUAUUGGAGGACUGUGGAGGUUCAAAGAAAAUGUGGAAGAUGGCCGAGCGAGUAUCUACCAAUCUGUCAUCACCAACACCAGCAAAGAAAUGUCCUGUUUCAGUGACUUCCCAAUGCCUGAAGAUUUCCCAAACUUCCUGCACAAUUCUAAGCUCCUGGAGUAUUUCAGAAUCUUUGCCAAAAAGUUUGAUCUUCUAAAAUAUAUUCAGUUCCAGACAACCGUCCUCAGCGUGAAAAGAUGCCCGGAUUUCUCAUCCUCUGGCCAGUGGGAGGUUUUCACCGAGAGCAAAGGCAAGGAGCAAAGUGCCAUCUUCGAUGCAAUUAUGGUUUGCAGUGGCCAUCACAUCCUCCCUCGCAUCCCACUGGAGUCAUUUCCAGGUAUAGAGAGGUUCAAAGGCCAGUAUUUUCACAGCCGCCAAUACAAGAACCCAGAUGGACUUGAGGGGAAGCAAGUCCUGGUGAUUGGAAUAGGAAACUCGGCCUCAGAUAUUGCCGUUGAGCUGAGCAAGAAGGCUUCUCAGGUGUUUAUCAGCACCAGGCAAGGUUCCUGGGUCCUCAGCCGUAUCUCUGACUGUGGCUACCCCUGGGACAUGGUGUUCCACACCCGGUUUCGCUCCAUGCUCCGAAAUGUCCUGCCACGAGCAGUUCAAAAAUGGAUGUUGGAACGGCAGAUGAAUCAGUGGUUCCACCAUGAAAAUUAUGGCCUGGAGCCUCAAAACAAAUACCUUAUGAAAGAACCUGUACUAAAUGAUGACCUUCCGAGUCGUAUACUCUACGGAGCCAUCAAGGUGAAAUCAAGAGUGACAGAGCUCACGGAAACUUCUGCCAUCUUUGAGGAUGGGACAGUGGAAGAGGACAUUGAUGUCAUUGUCUUUGCAACAGGAUAUACAUUCUCUUUUCCCUUCCUGGAAGACUCACUUGUGAAAGUAGAGGAUAAUAUGGUCUCGCUAUAUAAAUACAUGUUUCCUCCUCACCUGGAGAAGGCAACCCUUGCCUGCAUUGGUCUCAUCCAGCCCCUUGGUUCCAUUUUCCCAACUGUCGAACUUCAAGCUCGUUGGGUGACGAGAGUUUUCAAAGGCUUGUGUACCUUGCCCUCAGAGAGGGCUAUGAUGGAAGACAUUAUCAAGAGGAACAAAAACAGAAUUGACCUGUUUGGAGAGAGCCCGAGCCAGAUUCUGCAGACCAAUUACAUCGAUUACUUGGAUGAGCUUGCCGCGGAGAUAGGUGCGAAGCCAGACCUCCUCUCUCUCCUGUUCAAAGAUCCUAAACUGGCUGUGAAACUCUAUUUUGGACCCUGCAACUCCUAUCAGUAUCGCUUGGUGGGGCCUGGACGAUGGGAAGGAGCCAAGAGUGCCAUCCUCUCCCAGAAACAGAGGAUGCUGACGCCUCUAAAGACACGCACUCUAGAGCCGGCUUCCAACUUCCCAGUUUCGCUCCUGCUGAAAAUCCUGGGGCUUCUUGCUGUUGCUUUGGCCUUUUUUUUCUGACUUCAUGGUACUAACCCACCAGCUUGUGGCUUUAUUAUCAGUCAGUACC
Myotis lucifugus (little brown bat) is the source of this 1701-nucleotide messenger RNA. RefSeq names its product flavin containing monooxygenase 2 (gene FMO2). Lineage: Eukaryota; Metazoa; Chordata; Mammalia; Chiroptera; Vespertilionidae. The record is from RefSeq and is a predicted model, not a curated record. The coding region runs from base 60 to 1652 and encodes 530 amino acids. The transcript has 9 exons. Gene Ontology annotation, molecular function: NADP binding; N,N-dimethylaniline monooxygenase activity; flavin adenine dinucleotide binding.